Messenger RNA from Cuscuta campestris, 780 nucleotides. The record is from the annotation of a GenBank genome assembly. NCBI's taxonomy places the organism in Eukaryota, Viridiplantae, Streptophyta, Magnoliopsida, Solanales, Convolvulaceae.
CUCAAGUCUCCGUUGAACAUCGCUUUCCGCAUGUCAUUGUCGCGGGGCUCGGGCUCGGCUUGGUUGCCCGAGCCGAGCAGGGAGGACGAGCGUAGCGCAGAGCCGGGCAGGAAGGACGAGCGGAGCGCAGAGCCGAGCAGGAACAAUCCUGAGAGGAAUCCAACCAUUCUUGAUGUAGUCCAGUACAUUCCAAAGCCCAAGGAGAAAUGGGAUGAUAGAGAUUGCAAAACGCACAAUCUGGACAACGUCGCCAAAGCAGCUAUCUUCAAGACACUUGAUCCCAUCACCUUCUCCAAGAUCAAGCAUCUCAAGACUGCCAUGGAGAUAUGGCAAGGUCUUGGGAAGUUAUGUGAGGGAUCAGAGGAUCAGAGAAAGCAGAAGAUAGAGGUCCUGCUCGAGAAGUUCAAAAGCUUCAAAAUGCUUCCCGGAGAAUCAUUUGAUAUGCUGGAUGAAAGAUUUCACAAAAUCUUAAAUGAUCUUGCAUCACUUAACCACGUUCUUUCUCCCAAAGAAAAGAAUGUAAGGUUAGUGAGGUCUCUUCCAGCUGAGUGGUAUACCAAAGCCACGACCAUAGAAGAAGUGUUGGGAAAAAUAUUAUAGAUUUUGAUGAUGAUGUAUUUAGAUUCUAAGAGGGACUUUAGGUCUCCCCCAUUAUUCAAUGUAAUUUUUCUUUUUAGAAAUAUUUUUAAAACCGAGUUCUUGAGAUUUCCAAUAAAUUUGUGAUAUCACUUUGUGGUUUGAUGUCAAUGGUUGAAGACUUAAUCAAAUUCUGUGAUAUGG